Messenger RNA from Oncorhynchus masou masou (cherry salmon), 9117 nucleotides. RefSeq names its product C-Jun-amino-terminal kinase-interacting protein 1-like. Gene Ontology annotation, biological process: JNK cascade; regulation of JNK cascade. Gene Ontology annotation, molecular function: JUN kinase binding; MAP kinase scaffold activity. NCBI's taxonomy places the organism in Eukaryota, Metazoa, Chordata, Actinopteri, Salmoniformes, Salmonidae. The record is from RefSeq and is a predicted model, not a curated record. The transcript is spliced from 14 exons. Bases 1 to 2658 code for a protein of 885 amino acids. Gene Ontology annotation, cellular component: cytoplasm.
AUGUUGAAACUGGAGCAGCAGCACGACCAGAUCGACUGGGGACAGCAAGGAGUUAUCAGGCCAGGUAGUCCUGAGGCAUGGUCCCAGGGAUCAGAUCCUCCGGGAGGACCGAGUUUGGGAAACAUUGGUAGACUCAGCAGCCAGAUCAAACAAGGGCCUGAAAUAAACAGGAGCUUGACUAGUGGGGAGUUGCAGUACAGUCCAAAAGCAGCUGGCCAGUGGUUGAACAGGCCAAGUGAGGUCCCAGACAGGCUCAAUGGGAUUGAGAUCGGGGCUCUUCGCUGCCAUGGCGGAACAAGCAGUAUGGCUGGUGGCAUUGUCAUGCUAGAGGGUCAUGUCAGGAUGAGCCUGCAGGAAGGGUUGACCCAUGACAUCAGCCUGAAUGAGUUUGAAGAUGACGACUUGUCUGAGAUCACUGAGAUCACAGAUGAGUGUGGGAUGAGUCUCAACUACAUGGGCCUAGAGAUUAAGGGCUGUGUGCGGCAGGGGACCAAUAGUGGGGUGGGGAAGGAGGAGCUGGGUGCUGUCGGCCAGCUCCAGGCCGAGAUGCUCCAUUUGGAUCUGAUCGACGGGGCCGAUGGUUACCGCGAUGACAAGGAGUCAUCUAAGCCAUCUUCCACAGCACCCCUGCCAGUAACCGAGGACCCCCCUCUAGUAACCAUGAAUAUAUACCGGCCAAAGAGACCCACGACCCUUAACCUUUUCCCCAUGGUGCCACGCACUCAGGACACAUUAAACAACAACUCAUUUGGUAAGAAGUACAGCUGGCAGGAGAAGGUCUCACUCUCAUCCUCCCCCCUCAAAACAGGCGGGCUGAUUUCUCCCCAUGAGCACAGCUGUCUAAGCGACGAGGACAAGCUGCAGCACGGAGGUGGGACGCAGACCAAGGACCGCGGCACAUCCACUGACACUCCCUGCAGAUACAAACACACCUCUGGACACACCGAGAGCUCCACAGCGGGGACACGCUCCAAACUGCCGGAGAAGCCCCCAGCACCCCCGCCUCCCCAAAACUACACACUCGCAGCUCUGGGGCCCCCAGGGACACACAGAGAGAAGAUCCGCUAUCACACAGAUGUACGCCUAGAACCCACCGAGGAGAUCUAUCUGACUCCCGUGCACCGUUCCGAGCAGGACCAUCCAUUCCUGUCCCAGCAGCCAGAGCACGGACGCAUGUCAAUCAGCUCUGACAACGAGGGCCCGCCCCCUUACCAGCCUCUGCCCGACCGGACCAACCCUUCCAUUUGUGAGGAGGACGAGGUUUACAUGCCCCCUCCCUCCUACGCCUCCUAUGUGGAGGCUCUCUUCACCCCUCCCUCUACCGCCCCCCCCAUGGAACCCCCAGGCUUAGCCCUGAACCUCGGCCUGAGGGAAGUAGGAGCAGGGGCGAUGGUGAGGGCAGGGGCAGGGGUGGAGUAUGUAGAUGCCCAAGAUGAGACAUUUGGGGUAGAGGGUGAGGAUGAGAGGGUAAGGGUUGUGGGAGGCAGGCAGUAUUUGGGACGUGGUGGCUGUGGUGCCCCCACGAGUACUUUGAUGAGCUCAGAAGCGAGUGGUCUGUCUUACGACUCUGUGAAGUACACACUCGUUGUGGAUGAGCACGCGCAGCUCGAACUGGUAAGUCUGAGGCAGUGUUACCAAUGUUACAGCGACGACAGCAACUCUGCGACCGUCUACGACAACUGCAUCUCGUCUCCGUAUGAGUCGGCCAUAGGGGAGAAGUAUAAGGAGGAAGAAGAAGAAGAGAAAGAGGAGGAGGCGGAGGAGGAGGCGGAGGCGGAGGAGGAGGAGGAGGAGGAGGAGGAGGAGGAGGAGGAGAGAGUGAGAGGGGGAAGGGUGAGGAGAGAAGCCCCCGCCUGUCUGUCAGAGGACUCCACCCCGGAGGCGAACUUGCACUUCUCUAAGAAGUUCCUCAACAUCUUCAUGAACGGACGGUCACGAUCAUCCAGUGCAGAGCCGUUUGGCUUGUUCUCCUGCCUCAUAAAUGGGGAAGAGAGGGAACAGAGUCACAGAGCCGUCUACAGGUUUGUCCCUCGCCAUGAUGAUGAGCUGGAGUUGGAGGUUGAUGACCCUGUACUGGUGGAGGUACAAGCAGAGGAUUACUGGUACGAAGGCUAUAACAUGCGUACAGGCACCUGCGGCAUCUUCCCUGCUUACUACGCCAUAGAGGUCGCCAAGGAGCCAGAGAGCUUCAAAGUGAAGAGCAGUGACUGGGUAGACAGGUACCACAUGAAAUUCCUGGGCUCGGUCCAAGUACCCUACCACAAAGGCAACGAUGUUCUGUGUGCAGCUAUGCAGAAGAUUGCCACCAAUAGGAGGAUGACAGUGCAGUAUAACCCACCUUCGUCUUGUAUCCUUGAGAUCAACGUGAAAGGCGUCAAGCUCCUAGUCCAGGAUGACUACUAUGCCUCUGACAAAAGUAACCAGUGCAGCCACUUCUUCCAGUUGAAGAAUGUUUCCUUCUGUGGAUAUCACCCUAAGAACAGCAAGUACUUUGGCUUCAUCACAAAACACCCAGCUGACCAGAGAUUUGCCUGUCAUGUGUUUGUGUCUGAAGAUUCUACUAAACCCCUGGCAGAGUCUGUUGGGAAAGCCUUCCAGUUGUACUAUAAGGAAUUUGUAGAUUGCUCCUGUCCGACAGAGGAUAUUUACCUGGAAUAGCACCAACCCCGCCUUCCACCACAACGCUGUACAUUACAGUGUAUCAUAACAUAAUGUUGCAUGACAGAGAAAACAAUUCUAACAAAUGUGAACUAAUAAAUUUGACAAAAAGAUGAAGGAGAGAGAUAAAGAAGGAGAGGUACUGGUGUCUAAUGUUUGUCCAAAGAUUUUAAACAGUAUGACGAAUGAACAAGUAAUUGAUCGAAACAUAGUGGAGAUGUUGAAGAGGGGGUCCCAAAAUAUGUAAAAUGGAGUCACUGAUGAGGAAAUUAAUGUGCCACUCAAGCACAAUGCUGUGACCAUGGGCCUCAUUUAUAAACGUUGCGUAGGUACAAAAUAAGGCGUACACCACUUUCUAAGCAAACUUUGGGAUUUCUAAAAAACAAACUUGACGGGAGAAUGUGCAGUUCUCCAUGGACACUUUGACACAUACGUAUGCACAUAAACUGGAGAAAUGAGAAACUGUGACUCCGAUGGCAGAAGGAUGAAACUCGAGAAAUGCUUUAAAAUUGAUACCAUUGUGUAAAAUAAUUUGAAAUAUUACCUCCCAUGUGUUAUAUAUGAAGAGUUCUCUGGAAAAAACAAAACAUGAUUUAGGAUAAUAAAUACAAAUAGAGAUAUCUGUUUUUGCAAAAUAACCCCUCAAUUAUGUUGUACAGUUUAAUCGGGAAUCAUAUUUAAUUGGAUCUGUAAUUAUUAAACAAUACUUGCAUGUUAUGAAAUGUAUUCUCAUAAAUAAUAAAGGUGAACAGUAGGACAAAUUAUGUUUAAACUGAUGCCGUUUUCAAUGCCUCAGUCGGGUAGAUACCAGUGCACAGUUUCAUAUAAUAAUUUGUGCACAUUUCAUAUAAUGGCCCUGUCAUUGUCAGUUACAAUCAGGGUAAUUACCACACCUGAAGGUGUUACACCAUUGGGUGGCUUUGACAAUCAAAUGGGUGGGUAUAAAAAGGCAUGCAAUUACAAUGCUUAAUGACUCACAUUGGCUGCUUUGGCACUGUUUGGCAAAUGGAAGAAUUCGGAGAGAGUGAAUUUUCAGAGACCAGACAGAUUUACUGGAAAAUGAUGAAGAGUGGCUUAUUAGCCGGUUCCGAUUACCGAGAGCUGUUCUCUUGGAUCUCUGUUCUGUAGUAGGCCCAGCUUUACAGAGAAGCACCCGCAGAAACCAAGCCGUGCCUGUCCCACAUCAACUCCUUGGCAACAUCUUUAAUGGUGUCUCUUCGCAUUUGCAGGACUGCAUCUGUGAGGAAAUGGCCACUGGAGGGUUGUGACGCAUGAGGUACAGUGGAGACGCUGAGGCUGGGCGCACUCAGCUCCUGCUCAGCUGUAGCUCCACCGACCCCACAGGGACAAACGGCGACUAAAAACAAUCAAAUGUCACAAUUGUUUGUGUAAAUAAAUAAAGUAACAAAGGUCAAUAACAAAGGUUUAUCUCAAUACUUUGUUAUAUACCCUUUGUUGGCAAUGACAGAGGUCAAACGUUUUCUGUAAGUCUUCACAAGGUUUUCACACAGUGUUGCUGGUAUUUUGGCCCAUUGUUCCCUGCAGAUCUCCUCUAGAGCAGUGAUGUUUUGGGGCUGUUGCUGGGCAACACGGACUUUCAACUCCAUCCAAAGAUUUUCUAUGGGGUUGAGAUCUGGAGACUGGCGAGGCCACACCAGGACCUUGAAACACUUCUUACGAAGCCACUCCUUCGUUGCCCGGGCGGUGUGUUUGGGAUCAUUGUCAUGCUGAAAGACCCAGAAACGUUUCAUCGUCAUUGCCCUUGCUGAUGGAAGGAGGUUUUCACUCAAAAUCUCACGAUACAUGGCCCCAUUUAUUCUUUCCUUUACAUGGAUCAGUCGUCCUGGUCCCUUUGCAGAAGAACAGCCCCAAAGCAUGAUGUUUCCAUCCCCAUGCUUCACAGUAGGUAUGGUGUUCUUUGGAUGCAACUCAACAUUCUUUGUCCUCCAAACACGACGAGUUGAGUUUUUACCAAAAAGUUAUAUUUUGGUUUCAUCUGACCAUAUGACAUUCUCCCAAUCUUCUUCUGGAUCAUCCAAAUGCUCUCUAGCAAACUUCAGACGGGCCUGGACAUGUACUGGCUUAUUAAAGCAGGGGGACACGUCUGGCACUGCAGGAUUUGAAUCCCUCAAAUCGUAGUGUGUUACUGAUGGUAGGCUUUGUUACUUUGGUCCCAGCUCUCUGCAGGUCAUUCACUAGGUCCCCCGUGUGGUUCUGGGAUUUUUGCUCACCGUUCUUGUGAUCAUUUUGACCCCACGGGGUGAGAUCUAGUGUGGAGCCCCAGAUCGAGGGAGAUUAUCAGUGGCCUUGUAUGUCUUCCAUUUCCUAAUAGUUGCUCCCACAGUUGAUUUCUUCAAACCAAGCUGCUUACCUAAUGCAGAUUCAGUCUUCCCAGCCUUGUGCAGGUCUACAAUUUUGUUUCUGGUGUCCUUUGACAGCUCUUUGGUCUUGGCGAUAGUGGAGUUUGGAGUGUGACUGUUUGAGGUUGUGGACAGGUGUCGUUUAUACUGAUAACAAGUUCAAAUAGGUGCCAUUAAUACAGGUAAUGAGUGGAGGACAGAGGAGCCUCUUAAAGAAGAAGAAGUUACAGGUCUGUGAGAGCCAGAAAUCUUGCUUGUUUGUAGGUGACUAAAUACUUAUUUUCCACCAUAAUUUGCAAAUUAAUUAAUUAAAAAUCCUACAAUGUGAUUUUCUGGAUUUUUUUCUUCUCAUUUUGUCUGUCAUAGUUGAAGUGUACCUAUGAUGAAAAUUACAGGCCUCUCUCAUCUUUUUAAGUGGGGGAACUUGCACAAUUGGUGGCUGACUAAAUACUUUUUUGCCCCACUGUACCUGGAUCAUCCAGUGCGUCUUGCAUGUCCGUGUCCCCCUCCGUCACUACUCCACUCAAGAGAGAUAUCCCUAUAAUACUGGCAAGUCCCUCAUCAAGGAGCAAGGGGAUUGGCCUCCACUUUUAUGUCUGACCAGUUAUUUUUUAUUUCUGAGAAAGCCCGACCUUCUGAGCCAGCAGCAUUCACAGCGUCCGCCAUAUGCUACCACUCUAACGCCUUUUUGGCAUUUGUAAUUCCCACACUGUGUCCACCAAACAAUAUAUGUUUUCUUGCUUCAACCUCCCCUACAAGAACUUCCAUUCCACACUGGAUGAAAUUUCUUUUUUUAGCCUUUCUGUCAGGAUAUGUUGUCAUUGUUGUCAUGCAGUUACUAUGGAUUAAUAUUAAUUAGGAACGUUUCACUGACUAUUUAUAGGCAACCAUGGGCGUUAAAAGGGUGGGACAAGACGCUCGCUCACGUGCGCCAAAUUUCGAGUUGAUAGUGAUAUAUACAGGGAAACAGGGGUGGGACGUGCGUGCGCAUUGUGGUAUAAAUCUGAAUAUUUUUGCGCAUAAGCACUUUCUGUGUUUCUCCGUACGCCACCUUUUGACGUGAAUCAUCCGCACAGUUUUAUAAAUGAGGCCCCUGAACUGGAGUAUUCUAAACUAAUCUUUGUGGAUUUAGAGCUUGAAUCCCAGGUAAAACACUGGGCUUUGUGGACUUGGUGAACCAAAGAAAGUCCAAUUAGUCGCUAAGGUAACAGCAAAUUGAGGUCAGGGAAAAUAAAUCAAUAAAUGAAUGAAGAUCUUGUUAAAUUACUAGUAUUUGAGUAUUCUAAUCCCUAAUUCUAUGGAAUCUCGAAUGUUGGUGUGCUACAUUGUGUGAGGAAAACAGUGAUUCUCCAUGAGCUAAUGGUGCAGUGUGUUUGGAGAGGGUGAUAAGGCCUCACUGGAGAGUCCUGUGGUCUAAGGUAACUAACGAUCUAAAAUCAGAUUACCCUACCCCAUCCUUUACAAUUAAGGGGAUGACAAAUGAUCCGGCAAAUUAUCAGUGGCUCACACUGUUACUUAUUUUCCAUGUGUUUGUUCCCCAAAAACAAGUAAGCAUUAGGGUCACACUAUUGACCAGGAAUAGUGUCUUUAACAUGCUGCAAAGCCUUUGGUGUUCUCUCUGGUUCACUGUCAGAACCCUCAAAUAUAUUCACAUUAAGGAAUCAAGAGCAAACUUUUGAAACAGAGGUUCCUACCAAUAAAAGCACUCACACUGUUUUCUGUUUGAAAAUGCUUCCGUUUGUUUGUGCUGAACAUGACCCUAGAUAUUAUUUGAUUUGUGGGAAGACUGAUUCUUGUUAAAUCAUUAAGGGUACACUCCUUAAUUCAAUUACAGUAUUGUAAUUAUAUUACCAGAAACAAGGAGAUGGAUGACAGAGUUUCCAGUCAACCGCUUUGGCUUGCUUUUAAGGUAGUUUUAGUCUUCUAAUUUGCAGGAAGGGUCACUGUGGACUGCCUCAUAGUUCUUCUCAUGCUCAGUUUCAUAAUGAAAUGAGAGUUCAUAUUGAGAGUUCAGAUGGGGUUGCCAUUCAGAUAACUGGGUAUAUGAUAAGGAUGCUUACUCAAGCUGUAGAGACAGCAGGAGUGGUAGAGAUACUUUUAAUUGUAAUAUUUGUGUUGUGGAGAAAUGACCAGGCAGGAGACGGAGUACAGUUAGUUUUCGUUUAGUCAAAACCCCUAGUGCUCUACAGUUCCCGGCACCCUAGUGCGCAUGUGCAUUUCCUAUUAGGUGUAGUGAGGUAAAACUGAUGUAAUACAUUACUGCUUAGUAACAGCAUAGUAACUAAUCUAAACAGAUGUAGAUCCCAGAUACUACAGUAAUGAUCGGCUAUGAAAAGCCAACUGACAUUUACUCUUGAGGUGAUGACUUGCUGCACCCUCGACAACUACUGUGAUUAUUAUUAUUUGACCAUGCUGGUCAUUUAUGAACAUUUGAACAUCUUGGCCAUGUUCUGUUAUAAUCUCCACCUGGCACAGCCAGAAGAGGACUGGCCACCCAUGAUAGCCUGGUUCCUCUCUAGGUUUCUUCCUAGGUUUUGGCCUUUCUAGGGAGUUUUUCCUAGCCAAUGUGCUUCAACACCUGCAUUGCUUGCUGUUUGGGGUUUUAGGCUGGGUUUCUGUACAGCACUUUGAGAUAUCAGCUGAUGUACAAAGGGCUAACUAGAUUUUAUUUUAUUUGAUCUGUUACCCUGGUAACAUAAAAGGGAAUUACCUCUGACCCUCACAAAAAGGACAUGCAAGGUGAAGUGUGUAUGAAAUGCAUGAUGGGAGAUGUAGUUUUAAAGGUAGUGCCUGACGAGGAAUUACAAGUCCAGGGGAGGGUGGUAUCUUUUACAAGUAGUGCCUCUAUGAAGGAUCACUGUUGUAACUGCUAUGUCAUUUAGAUUUACCACAAUGUGCAUUGAUAGGAGAGGUUGAAAAAAGGCUGUUUUUGUGGAGGAGAUAUCAUGUGUGUUGAGAUGGUAAGAAAAUAAUAAAGUAAGAUUAGAUCAAGGAUCAACAUAAUAAGAUAGGAAUGGAAAUGGCCAACUCCUGGCCACAGGUUUGUGCCUGGAAACAAUGGCCUGGUCUGAAACCAACCAAUUGCUCAUACCCAUUUGAUGCUUGUAGAUUCUGAUAGAACCAGAGGUGUUUUUAUACCUUAAGUUCACUGGAAGGCUAGGUGGAGCCAUCCCCCUAUUGCCUACACCUUUCCAGUCUUCAGAUUUGCCAUCACAGAAGGGGUAGGGAUUAGGGAAAAGGGCAAAUAAUUGUAUUGUGUGGCUUUCUGACACAGUGAUUUCUAAUGUGGCUGCCACAGAAUCACAUUCUAACAAGAACUUGUAGCACAAUGUAUUGUUUAUAAGAACUGUAAUUAACUGAACAUGUAAAACAUUGUGAGAAGGAAUGCUUGUAAAAUGGGUGUCUCUAACUUAUGAAAGCAUGGGAUAUGAAACCACAUUCAUUCUACCACCUGUCAAGCAUCUUCCUAUGAAUAGUGACAUGUAUUUCCAAGUCACAAGUUUACAUUUUAUCUUCAUCAUUCCUAUUUUUCUUCUGAGCCAAGAAACAAAGGCCAAAAACAAAGGCCUUAAACCAUGAUAAAUGACAAUUGCAUAGCAUACCAUUGUUUUUUUCUGUUGUGUGUUGUAAUCUACACCUUGAUUAGGCUGAUAUAAAUCUGUAUUAUUUUAUAUGGCCUACACUUUCACAUUCAGAACUUCUAACACAGGUGGGACUGGUGUGACAAUGACCUCAAGAGCAGCCAUUCGCCAUUUGACAGCUCCAACGCAGAACACCUGUAACAUCGCCUAAACAAAAAUAAUUAUAUGCAAUGCAGUCUGUCGGUUAUUGCAGGUUAAGGCGAAUCUGAUUGAAUCAUGCUUGAUUUUUACGACAUUCUCCGAGAAUACUUCUAUUUUCAGUCCCCAAACAGUCAUUCUGGCCACUAUGAGGAAACCAAGUAAAGGUUAUAAAAAGUGUACAGAUAUGCCAUAUAUACAUAAAUAUAUUGUAAUUACAAAUGUUACACUGUACCAAUUCUUACUGUAGUAAUUUAAAUUAUUUUUUGUUUAUUUUUAAGUGUGAAUUGUAAUAUUUAUUUAAAAUGUUCAAUGCAGCA